This is a messenger RNA of Vanrija pseudolonga, 2146 nucleotides long. RefSeq names its product Conserved oligomeric Golgi complex subunit 6 (gene COG6). The transcript has 5 exons. The coding region runs from base 14 to 2146 and encodes 710 amino acids. Gene Ontology annotation, biological process: intra-Golgi vesicle-mediated transport. NCBI's taxonomy places the organism in Eukaryota, Fungi, Basidiomycota, Tremellomycetes, Trichosporonales, Trichosporonaceae. The record is from RefSeq and is a predicted model, not a curated record. Gene Ontology annotation, cellular component: COG complex.
ACCCACACACAACAUGGCAGCGCCGCCCCAGCCGCGUCCGCUGCUCGUCUCGACGCCGUCAGGCGGCUCGACAUCAGCAUCGGGGAGCUCGACACCAGUGCCGGCCGCGUCGCGCAACAACCCCAUCUCGCUGCGCAUCUACAAGGCGAUCGGGACGAGCUUUGACGACCGGGGCUCGCGCGAGGCGCUCGAGAUCGCCUCUGGGUUCUACGCGUCCAGCAAGGCAAAGGGCAAGGCCAAGGCUGAGGACGGCGGCGACGAGGCCGCGGCGCCGAUUAGGCGCACGCUGCGCGGACAGAGCGCCGCGACUGCACGCCGUAACCUCAAGCGCGACGUCGAGGCGCGUCUCGCUGGCGGGUCGCAGCAUUUCCUCGAGGCGUUCGGCGAGGUUGACAAGAAGCUCGACGUGCUCCGCGAACACAUGCUCGAGAUGCAGAGCCGCUGCGACCAGGUGCAGGCCGAGCUCGACCAGGCCAACAGCGGUACAAAGUAUCUGCUUGAGCGGGCCGACGGACUGCGAUCACAGAGGUCGUCUGCGCAGCUCCGUACCUCGCUCGUCACGCUCUUCCUCGCGCGCUUCACGCUCACACAGGGCGAGGAGCGCGCGCUCAGCUCGCGCGAGUUUGACCUGGGGCCAGAAACGUUUAAGGCGCUCGACCAUGUCGAGGCGAUCCGCUCCGACUGCCGCGCGCUACUCGGCGGCGACGAGGCCAAGAUGCAGGCUGGACUCGACAUUAUGGCGUCGACUGGCGUGCAGAUGGAGGCAGGGUACACCAAGAUCCACCGUUGGCUCGAGUUCCAGUUCCGCCAGAUGACGCGCGACGCGCAGCUCGAAGUCUCGGGGGUCAUGCGCGAGGCGGUGCGCCGUCUCGGCCAGCGACCAGGGAUGCUGAAGGAGGUCCUCCACGUCCUCACCUCAACCCGCCAGGCAUCAGUCCUUAGCGCGUUCCUCGACGCGCUGACGCGCGGCGGGCCGAAAGGCCUCCCGCGCCCGAUCGAGAUCCACGCGCACGAGCCGACACGCUACGUCGGCGACAUGCUGGCGUGGGUGCACCAGGCGACGGCGACAGAGCACGAGCUGCUCGAGUCGCUCUUUGGCGUCGGCAACCGCGCGCGCAUGGUCGGCGCCGAGCGCUCGGUGCUCGAGCGCACCGAGGCGGAGAAGAUGGUCGCCGAGGCGCUCGACCGUGAUCUCGAGGGCCUCGGCCGCCCGCUCAAGCUCCGCAUCGAGCAGACGCUAAAGAGCCAGGAGGGCGUUAUCACGACGUACCGUAUCGUCAACCUCCUCCAGUUCUACCUCGUGACUAUGCGCAAGACGAUUGGGCCGGACGCCUUGCUCUCCAAGGCUCUGCAAGAGCUGUACGAGCACGCCGACGCGGCAUUCUUCGAGACGCUCGAGGCGCAGGGCCGGUCACUGCUGCGUUUCCUGCACCCGCCUGACGCCAACCUCAGCCCGCCGCUCGCGCUGCGCGACGCGAGCCAGGUGCUCCGCGAGAUCAUCGCAGUGUACGACACGUCGCUGGUGGACGACGCCGAGCGCGAGGGCGACUUUGCCAAGCUGCUCAACGCGGCCGUCGACCCCGCCGUCGAGAUGUGCGAGCGCAUGGCCGACCUGCGGAAACAGAGCUCGCCCUCGUCGGGCGCUUGGGACCGCGACGUCUUCUUGGUCAACUGCCUCGAGUACCUCCAGCACACGCUCGAGAUUUACCCCUUCACUGCCCCGCGCGUGUCCACGCUGCAGGAGCAGGUGCAGACGCAUAUCGAGUCGAUGACCUUCGAGCACCACGGUAAGCUGCUCGAGCAGUGUGGCCUGGCGCCCGUCAUGAAGGCAAUCAGGACACGGCCAGCCGACACGCCCCUCUCGCGCCUGCCUGGCGCCACGCCGAAAGAGCUCACCGCCGCGCUCACCCAGUUCUCGUCCUUCCUCACCAACCACGACCCGCUCACGUCUCCCCGCCUCGCGCUCCUCUCCAACCCCCGCCUGGCGGAGGGUAUCCACCGCACAGCGCUGCGGCGCAUUGCCACGGCGUAUGCCGAGGUUGCCGACCAUGUGCUCGACAAGAACGAGGGCUACGAGUUUGCCGAGACCCUGCUGCGCCGUGGGCGCGACGAGGUCGAGGUGGCCCUCGGUGUGGCCGAGCUGUAG